Naegleria fowleri is the source of this 1218-nucleotide messenger RNA. RefSeq lists its product as uncharacterized. Gene Ontology annotation, cellular component: membrane; endocytic vesicle; Golgi apparatus. Bases 1 to 1218 code for a protein of 405 amino acids. The record is from RefSeq and is a predicted model, not a curated record. Lineage: Eukaryota; Heterolobosea; Eutetramitea; Acrasida; Naegleriidae. The transcript has a single exon. Gene Ontology annotation, biological process: endocytosis; retrograde transport, endosome to Golgi; intracellular protein localization.
AUGGCUUUUGCUGAAGCCGAUGCCUCUAUUUCCGAUUCAAUUCCUAUUAGAACCUCGCUUAUUGACUCCAUGGUUGACCUGAAGGUAAAACUGGACCCUAUUGAAGAAAAGUAUACUUCUAUAUCUGUGGACAGCUUUGAUGCUUCGUGCAUUCUCUUUGACAAUAUUUCUAAUUUAUUCUACUCUGAAAGUAUUUUCCUUAAAUUGCCGUCUCUUACAGUUCGAUUGGUAGACUCAUCAAUCAGAGUUUUAGGAAAACUUUUCUUUUACCACAAACCAAACUCCAAAGCCCAAAUUAUUGAACAUUUAGUUCAACAAGUUAAAACUGCAUUAGCCAAUAACUUGAUGACACCUACAACAACCUCGCACAGAACAAGACUUGAAGAAGAUUCGGGUCCAAUAGAUUCUACUUUAUGCAUUUUUUCUAAUGUCGUUGCUACAAUUUAUUGCAUUUUAAGAAACUUGGAAACAAAGCCAGAAGAAAACAAGAAACAUAAGUUUUAUCCUCAAAUUCAUUCUGUGUUAAAUGCUGCUAUUGGAUUUUCAGAUCCAUUUGUACGUGCUGCAGCUGCAGAGUGCAUGUAUUCAUUUGGAAAAAUUAUUGGUGACAUUCUUUUAGAAGAUAUUGUUAAAAGAUGCACUCAAAAGAUUACGACAUCGAACGCAUCCUUAAAAUCUGGUUUGGCGCUAGCUCUUGGCUCUGUCAACAGAUCAGUAGGAACAUUGAAAAGUCGAGAACUUCUUCCUUCAACAGUCAGUUUCUUGAUUGCUCUAUCCAAAAUUACAGAAGAGGACGUGCAAAGGAGUGCUUUUCUUUCCCUUUAUCAUACAAUUGAUACAAACGGUGUUGCAUUUUCUCCUCAUGCAGAAACCAUUAUACAGAGUAUAUUCUCUCUUCUAUUCGACGCUCCUCAUUCAGCAGUCUCUAUUUUGACAGCAGCGUGUAAGAUUAUGCGGGGCCUUAUUGGAUUGGGGCCAGAAUUGCUGCAGCUAAAGACUCAACCAUUUGACAAAAUCUUUAACUAUUUCGUCAGUGAUUUGAUGACUAGUAUUCAAGUAGAUUCUGAACUUUUCAGUUCGGAUGCUUUGGUCAUUGAAUUUAUUCACCUUUUGCAGCGAGUAAUUGUAUUUACUCCCUAUUUGGUUGAAAACUUGGAAACUAUUGUUGCCUUUUUGAAGAAGUUAAUUCAUCUCAAGAAAGAAAAGAUUAUACAUUGA